Molecule: messenger RNA, 7061 nt
Organism: Stomoxys calcitrans (stable fly)
Lineage: Eukaryota; Metazoa; Arthropoda; Insecta; Diptera; Muscidae
Gene: 5-HT2B
Exons: 8
Coding region: 917-3736 (939 amino acids)
Biological process (GO): adenylate cyclase-activating adrenergic receptor signaling pathway
Cellular component (GO): membrane
Molecular function (GO): G protein-coupled receptor activity
Source: RefSeq, a predicted model, not a curated record
CAGACGGUUCAAAAAAUCAAGCACGCGCCCUUGUUGAAAUACGCACUGACAGAUAUUCUCAACACAAUAAGCCCCCAUAUCAAAAAAAACAAAAAAAAAACAAAAAAAAAAAUAGCUCGUAAAGUUGAACCCGGGCGAACGGUACGGCGAGACGGGAAGUUAGGUGCUGUGCAUACUCUUGUUUAUGUCGGAUCAACCAUCUGGAUGCGGUUGCUAAAAUGUUGGUUAAAUAGUUACAAUUUUGUUUUGCAACCUUUCGUGCUACGCUUUGCAUAGAAAACGCAUCGUCACACAUGACAGUGAAUUUCUACUAUUUUGUAUUUCUGAAUGAAUAUUUGAUGUGAAUUGCUACGUGUGUCUGCGCUGGGGUAAACGGAUUAAUUUACGAAUAAACUCGAUAGAUCGGUUGUGACAUUCGCAGCUCUUGCCUCAGAGGAAAGGAUUUACGAGGAUUCACUUGCAUACUAAGAAAUAGAAUUUAUACGGACUUUGAAGUUGUGUGCAUUGGUUGAAUGCGGCUGAAGUGGGGGUUAAAUGAGAUGGUAACAUUGCUUGGAUUGAAGUUUGAAGAGUGGCCACAACCGCACAAACCCGCACAAUGCAGGCUAUGAAAUGUUGUUGAAUGAGAAUUAUAAGAGCUCUAGAAAAACUAUUGCUGACGCAGAGCUCAUGCCGUUAGAGGAAAUCAAAAAGGUUAAUUACGGCGAAAUUGCCAGAGCAAUUACAAGUCAACAGCCGGAACAUGAGCUCACGACUUUAAGCAGCUCCCCGCGGCGAUUGGUGGCGAUGAUGACGAUACAAUCACCAACAGCAGCAGUAGAGAAAGAGCUAUUCAUGCACGUACCACACUUUGGGAGGGCUGCUAACUACAUAUAAAUUUGCUUUUGUGAGUCCUCUCUUGGCGGCCAGAAGUAACAUGGCAGACCACUUCAAAUACCAAGCAAGCCAAGAAGUCUUUUUCAUCUACAACACUACCAAUAACCUAUGGCUACCGAGUACGGCUGUGGGUUCCAAAGAAGCAACGCCAGAUGACAAUCUGUUUAGUCCAAAUGCUAAUAAUUCCACCUAUUUUGAUUUAGACUACGACUCCUACUACAAGGAGACCGACCCAAUUCGAGCCUUCCUCACCUCCAAGCCCCCAACGACGGAUUUUGGCGAAGGCGUAGAAACUGCAAGUCCAACCAGUGAUGUGCCGGUCAAUAGCCACCUGAAUAAUUAUUGGGCUCUUUUGGCGCUGAUACUUGUAAUUGGAACUGCGGCGGGAAAUAUUCUGGUGUGUUUGGCCAUUGCCUGGGAACGUCGUCUGCAGAAUGUCACCAACUACUUCCUCAUGUCACUGGCCAUAACAGAUCUCAUGGUGGCCGUGCUGGUAAUGCCCCUAGGCAUAUUGACCCUGGUCAAAGGUUAUUUUCCCUUGGGCUCGGAGCAUUGUCUCACCUGGAUUUGCUUGGAUGUGCUAUUUUGUACGGCGAGCAUAAUGCAUUUAUGUACGAUUUCGGUGGAUCGCUAUUUAUCGCUGCGCUACCCUAUGCGAUUUGGUCGCAACAAGACACGUCGACGUGUAACUCUGAAAAUUGUCUUUGUUUGGCUGCUAUCAAUUGCCAUGAGUCUGCCCCUGAGUUUGAUGUAUUCCAAGAAUCAUGCCUCGGUGUUGGUUAAUGGUACAUGUCAGAUACCGGAUCCCGUGUACAAAUUAGUCGGAUCGAUAGUCUGCUUCUACAUACCGCUGGGCGUCAUGCUGUUGACUUAUUGCCUCACUGUAAGGUUGUUGGCUCAGCAGCGGCAGAAUCUCGGUGGUCACAAUCAAGCACCAGCGCCGGGCUGGGCCAGUGGAUGGUUGGGUCAAACACCGGCACUAGAACGUAGGUGUACCUGGCGCCGCCUAUUGAAGACCGGCCACAAUUCCAAUGCAGCUUCAGCUGCCCUGCAUGCCCACUCCGCCAACUCCACCGACACGGAGUUGUCGACUCUGGACAAUCAUGAGUUGUGGUUGCCCGAGUCAAGCGUACCGGAACCCACACCCACCACAAUGACUGCUCUGCAUCAGUUUGGCGCUGAAAUGCUUAAGCUCUCUCGAGGAUUGGAAUCGGUGGUCUCCUCAUCAUCGACGGCUUCGCCCACCAAAUCCGAGCUAUCGUCCGGUUUUCUGCAUAGCCCCCUGCAGAAGCAGCAAUCACUGCAGUCCUCCGGAAGUCACCACCACCAUCAUCACCAUCAACAACAACUGCAAAACUUUCACCACCAUCAUCUGCUGCCCAUGCAAGCGACUGUAAAUUUGCAACAACCACUCGGCAGCUAUCACCUUAAGUCGGCCAUCCAUCAGCAGCAGGCCCACUCGCAUGCCUUACAUCCCUACCACCCACAGCCACUCGAUCUGCAUUUUUAUGCUAAGACCUACUCGCCAUCAUUAGCGAAUGUCCAGCAGUUUUUGCCCAUCAUGAGUGUAACACAGGAUUUGAGGGUACGAAAGCGCUCAUUGUCCGAAGUGCAAGGAGGCCGUGGACUGAUGUGUAGCUAUGCGAAAAAGCGUAGAGCAUCGAUGACAGCCUGUGUUCAACCACCCAAUACGCCAACGACACCCUCAGAGUGGCGAAGGAAUCGCUUUUAUAGUUUGCCCCAGGAUACCCUAUUCGGACGGCAGAUGUCGUUAAUGUCGCUGCAUCACAAUUGUUCGGAGGAAAAGCUGACGGCCAAGGCCAAUGGCUCACCCACUAAGCAGUGCCAUUCAGACACGGAAAUGGAAUCCAGAGAAGACCACAAAAUCUGCUCGGCCAACGAAAGUGAUUCGGAGUAUCUGCAACUGCCGCCAAUUUGCACGUGUCCCUAUUUUGGUAAUCGACCUCUGUCGAACUGCAUUAAGCCGGCCGAGGUGAAGAUCAUACCGACAACUUUCAAGCUGACCACGAGCACUCCUUGUGAUGUUAUCGUCAGUACAUUUGAUGAGUCCAAUUUAGCUUUGGCUACCACCAACACAACCUCCAGUCUCAAUCCGCACACAGUGUCCAUUUUGAACAGCAACCACUCCUCUAGCACGCUGACGGUUGAGUCGAGUAAUGAUGGCUGCUACUUGGCAGCGCCCCAUACGCCAAAGAGAAAACUGAGCAUAUCAAAAACAGCCUCGAUUGUCACUUGGGAUUCGGGUAGGCAUCGUCGAAGGGGUUCAAGUUUUGGUGGUGCCCGCACCUCCCUGCUACUGACUCCCACUAAAACCGGUGGUCUAACUACCUCGACUUCGGCUACGCCCUUGAGGAGAUCAGCCACCUUAAGAAGCCACAACAACAUGAACUACACUGCAGUCGACAUGACGACCACCUCCAGUGGCAUGAAAAUCAAGUCCAAAUCGCCACACUCUUCGCCCUGCUUGUUGCAACGCAAUCAGACUGUACGCUCGCACCACUCUCGCAAUUCAAGUGUCAUAUCGAGAAAUUCAUCCCGCCAUGGGCGUAUCAUCAGACUGGAGCAGAAGGCGACCAAGGUUUUGGGUGUGGUCUUCUUCACGUUCGUCAUUCUCUGGUCACCGUUUUUCGUAUUGAACCUUCUGCCCACGGUGUGCGGUGACUGCGAGGAAAACAUCGAUCACUGGGUCUUCGACGUGGUCACGUGGCUGGGUUAUGCCAGCUCCAUGGUCAAUCCGAUAUUUUAUACCAUAUUCAACAAAGUUUUUCGCCAGGCCUUUAAAAAAGUGCUACUCUGCCGAUAUUCCAAUUCCUCUUCCAGUUGGCGACCGCACAGGUAGCACACACCACCUCAAACACUCACCUCAAAUAAGGUCUUGGCCAUUGAGGCAAGUCUUGCAACAGCCGCUACUGGCAAACCCAGUCAGACAGAUAUCCUUACAAAAAACUUUCGAUGGCGUUCGUUUGCAAAAAGCUUUAACAGUCGCGGCAGAUGAGAUGUCAGCGGCCCCUUGCUGUAGUUGCUGUUGUUCCAGACAAAUUGAUGAUGCCUGACAAAACAUCAUAAUUGAUAAAGGAGCCUAUUGAACUGGGCAACCCAAUGUCUAACUGAAAGGCCAGUGGUCCUGGUCUCCACAGUGCAGUAGAUUGUGAUAAAGUUAAGCACUCUGGGGGCUACUGUAAAUAUCUGAGAAAAAAAAAACUAUUAGCGAACAUGUGAAUAUAGAUGUACGAUUUUAUUGUUGUUAAGCUAUUUUAUACUUCCCCAUUACCUAUGACCCUGAAAACCGUCGAAGUGCGGAUGACCAUUGGUCCUGACACACUUCAGUGGGACCAGUACCAAAACCCAUUGCACAAAUAGUAGUACCUUAAACUCCUCGAAUAAACUCUGUGAUGCAUCGGAAUUACGCUUUGUCGAAAUUAAAAAAGAAGCCUCUGGGAAUUACGGCCUACACUGAAAAAAUGUUUGUCCUAAUUUUAAAGAUUCAAGCCAAAGAUGAUCAAUUUUCCAACUUUCCCUUCGGUGAAAAAAAAAAGAUUAUUUUAAAUGGUAGGUUAAUAAAUCCCUAACUUUGGGUAUUGUUAUUAAGGGCAAAAAUCUAAACUGAAAGACAAAAUAUCGUUGAUGGUUAGGAAAUUUGCCUUUCGACAAGACAGUGAACCGUAUUUAAAUACGCAAAAUAACCUUAGCAUCUUUAAAUGUUAUUUUUUUUUUUUUUAAUAAAGAUGCUAAGUUUAAAAAACACAUUUUCAAAAAUGAAUAAUUAAAGUAAAAUAAGAACCAAUCAUCGAUCAUAAUUUAAAACGGAUGGUCAUGUCAGUUAGUAUAUAGGAAAUUAAAUUUAAAAAUCUCAUGCUUAUUUUUAAGUUUUGAUUGUUUGCCUCGUUUUCAUUGCUAAAAUCCUACGUUAUAGGGAAAAAUUUUAAAUUUUGGGACAACUUUUUUUUUUCAGUGUAUGCUUAUCACCACAAUAAACAUCCCACAUAAUUUUAGAAUUGUACUAAACACCGCCUUAUUGGUAAGAGGCCUUGACUACCACACAUGCAUGAUGAGCGGUGCAGCUUUUGAAUAGCUUUCAGCUUAAGAUAUAAUGGAAGAUGUUAAAUUUGAUUCGUGUGGUCUUUUGAAAAUUUGAUCAAAGAUAACUUUUCGAUUUCAUUAGGGAGCGGAUGCGGUGAUUACGUAAACAUUCAUGUGUGGAAAGCGUGGAAAGGGUAAUUGAAAAUCCGUUUCCCAUUUUGUUUCCCAUACCAAUCCAAUCCUAAUGUUUUAGUAGAUGCGAUGCAUAAAUAAAUACUUACACUAGUGGACAAAAGUAUUCGCACAGUAACAUUUACGGCCUCAAUAAGACAUGGAGAGAUUUUAUUUAAAAACUUAAAAAGUCUUGAAAAACAAGGUACCUAUUUAACCCUUAGGUCACAUUCUUUGUGUAUUUGUAUCAAUUUUGCCAUUCAACCCAAAUUUUAGUGCAUAAUUUAUACAGGGCUCUUCCGAUUUUCAAAAACGCAAAGCGGAAGGUUUUCUGUGCAAACCUUUCCACAUUAAAGUUGGAAUACAAACCAUUAUCAAUGUUCUAUCCAUUACGAGGAUCUUCAAGUGAUUUCAAGCCUCAAAAGUGUAAGGUUUGGAAAAUAUACGCAAAAGGAAUUUUUUGCGUUUUGCGAAUUCGAAAACCGGAACAGGCCUGAUAAAUUUUAAGAGCUGGAACUCCACCGCAUAUUUUACUCCGUAUAAAGUAUACAGUGAUACAGCUAUACCAGGUCAUAGAACGGAUUUCCCAAUUUGUUUGGCAGUUGUUGAUUUCUAAGUUCAAGUUAUACAUUGAAAAUCAAAGUGCAAUGCAAUUUUAAUGACUGCCUAAUUAUUAAGUUAAUAUUUCCUCAUAACCAAUGAGCAUAAUGCGCAUUUUUGUGCAAAAUAAAGUAGCAUUACAACUUGCGUUGUAAUUGUAGCGUUGAUUACAAGUCAUUCGUUCUUGAAACAGCAACGAAUGAACAUAGGUACAGGUAUUGCCAUAAGUUUUAUGGUUUUAUUUCAAAAACAAUGAUUUUAAUUGAUUGAAUGAACGCUUGAAAAGGAGAAAAAAAAGAUUUCAGUUUUCUUGUCUAAUGUUUAUGUUUGCAAAACACCAAUCAUACAGUCCAAAAAAUGAUUGUUUACAUAUUGAGAGAAUCAAAAAUACUCAAAGAAAGUAUUUCACACAUGCAGUCUCAUUUUCAUUCUGGGCAUCGCUGCUUUAGUUCAACUGUCCAUUCAUGCAAAGAUGAUUCCAUUACAAUAGCCAACAGUACCUAAAGAAAUAUUACUAUUUAGCCUUAACUUGAUUCAAACUGACAUUUUGUUUUUAGCCUAUUUCGCAGAAUUUUAAGAUAACCUGUAAAAUAGUUUUUUUUUUAACUUUUUAAUAAUAGUUAAUUUUUUCGAAUUAACAAUGACUCACAGGUAAACAUUUUUGCUGCAAACAUUGAGGGAUUCUAUAUUUAGUUAGAGUCUUCGAUGCUAUUAAGAACUAUUCGUUUCCAUUCGGCCGUUAUUCGUAAAGACUUUUUCCAUUUUUUUCCACAUUGUAAAUAAGUGAAACUUCAAUUUGUAUUUUACAUAAUUUUGCCUUUAGGGCAGUAACAAUUGAUGCAUUUUAAGUACGUCUGAGCCUGUAAGUGAGCCGAAAAAACUGUGUGUUAUCUAAGAACAAUAGUGGCAAUAGCCUCUAACCAGUUUGAAACUUUCAUCUGUUUGAAUACUUUUGUCCCGUUGUGUGAAUAUCUGUUCGUGGUUCCUGUUGUUAGCAAUUUGCCAUUUAACAUUUAGGAUUUUGAAUUUGUUUUAUACUUUUUUUCUAUUUCUUUUGAAGUUACUUGUUUAUGAAAUAGAUUUGUAUUUACAUACACACAUGCACACCUACGUUCCUAGAUAACGCAGAUGUGUGCUUCGUAUGGGUGUGUGGUUGUUUGUGCACUAAGUUAUUGUAUUUAUGUAAGUAGGAGCUUUUAUUUUUGUUUUUUGUUUCUUAUUGUUAUUGGGUUUUCUAUCUAAAAAGAAAAAAAAAAAACAAAACAAAAAGAACAUAACAUCAAACAGCUCUCUUUGUACCAUACGACGAUAAAUGUUUGGAUGUAUGUAUGUAUAGCAAUGAAAUAUAGAAUCAACUCCAAAUAGCAAACCCA